Camellia sinensis is the source of this 1107-nucleotide messenger RNA. NCBI's taxonomy places the organism in Eukaryota, Viridiplantae, Streptophyta, Magnoliopsida, Ericales, Theaceae. The record is from RefSeq and is a predicted model, not a curated record.
AUUGGGGCAAAAGUUGGCUGCUUCGGGGUCUGUACAGUUUGUGGUGGCCAUCUGGGUUUGAGAAAGCAUAGUGAAAAAGCAAGCGGAAGAUGGACGGUUCAAACAUUUUUUAAGGAAAGAGAGUUGAGUGGAGAUAUCAUAGCAAAAGUUUCUGAUAUAUUUUGGCUGAGGAAGGUUAUUAGACUUGAUGAUGCUGAGGACAAUAUCACUCAACAAUCUAAGGAGACCUUGGGAGAUGAAGACGAGGGUGGAUUUCUCAAACUGACAAGGACCCGUGAAUGGAUAGCAGGCGAUAACUCUGCACCUGUCAAUAAGAAGAUGAUCGCCAAGCAAUUGCAGAAUGACAGUGAGAAAAGGAAAAUAAUGAACCUUCUGAGCUAUGAAGCUCUCAAGAGGGAAAUGAUGCUUUUAACUGUGGGUAUCGGAAUUGUAUGCAGUGGAUACUGUUUAGUAACUUUAUCUGUACAGGCUGCUGUGAGUUAUGCAGCGGGAGUUCUUUUCAGUUGCUUAUACCUUCAGCUCUUAUACAAACAAGUGGACAACCUUUCCCGGGAAACAGUUCCACAGAUUUUCAGGCAAAAGAAGUCAAAGGAAGUAUCUGGGCCAUUGGUGAUGCGUCCUAAUCAUGGAGAUGAAUAUACAGUGCUUGAGCUAAACCCAAUGGAGUGGACAUUUGACAACUGUCCAAAGAUUCUUGUACCUGUUGCUGAUGGCACUGAGGAAAUGGAAGAUGAAACACCGGUGGAUGAAGAAGCCAUGGUCGAAAUACAGAGAGAGAGAUGGAGAGACCAUGGGCUAGCACAGUGACUGAGAUAGAGGAAGCUAGGGUAUGUGUAGAGGUCCGGCGGGCGGCCAAGGCGAGGCUGCCGCCCGCCGGUGAAGCAGAAUGACCAGGUUCUUAACCUUGCUCUGAUACCAUGUUAAAAUUGAGAUAUUAUUGAUUGAUGAGUUUAUGAUUGAUAGAUACAAGAUUGGUGUAUUGAUGUGUAAAUUACAGAUGGUGAGGUACUAAUUAUAUAGGAGAGGAUUGGGGAGUAGGUGAGUGUGUGUGGUAGGUGAGGAGAAAGAUAGUGGAGGUGGUAGGUGUGGAGAAAUUCUAACAGUGGA